GCAAGGCGGCCUGGAAAAGAGCCCUCGAAUAUUAUGACGGCUCAAAUGCCGCGGAAAUUUCAGGACCUUGCUGCGAAUGGCUCAAUAGAAAGCUGGAUCUUCGGAGGUCGCGACAAGAGUGCGUCCACGGGUAUGACCACCCCCGCCAAGGAAAACCCCACCCUGCCGCCGCCCGCCGACUUGGGCUCGGAGCCUCCCCCAAUCAUCAGUGACAUUUUGCCCCCCCGAACCGCAACCCAUAGCCCGGCAGUCCAAUUUGCCCCAACUGCACAGCGAGAUGCCGGCCUCAAAGGUACAAAGUAUACUACCGAUGCUGAAAGGAAAAAAGCCAUUUCUGAAGCUUUGAAACGACGACGCACUUUGGGAGCCAAUGACCAAAGCCAUGGCCAGCACAAUAAGUUGCAAACGGGCAACUUUCAACCCACAGUUAUAUCACCCGUCCCUCUGCAGACCUAUGUCUCUGCUCAAGAUCUGUCCCGUCCCACUGUCGCUGUACCAACACCAGCAUCAUCGUCGUCUACUUCGGAGACUUCUGAUGUCGAGAUGAUGGACCAGUUGGACCCUGUUUUCCCACCAGAAAACAUCCCGGACGACAGUAACGAUGGUGACUGGGAAGAGGGGUCGCAAGUAGGUGAGGUCUCUGUCGUCACAAACCCCGUAAACAGCCAGGUUCAGGCCGAAGCCGCCGAAGUAGCAAAGGUCGAACCGCACGCCCUAAACCUCACUCCAUCCGGACGACCCUAUUUGCGUUGGAAUAAUGAGUCUAUGUACGGUACCACUAUACCAGAUGGAUAUGAGUGGUCCUCGGCUCGUCCUGGCUUUCCCUGGAUCUGCCCUGUUCGAUCGUGUCGGAAGCUUUUUCCUGCCAUAAAGCAGCUAGGUGCACAUUUCGUCCGUCAACAUCGAGGUUCCCUGUUGCACGACAAUAUGGACGGAACUCUCUCGGUACGAGGACAUUAUGCCAAACUCCGGGAUGGUAAGGGUCAAGCUUCGGGUGCCAAACCGAAACCGGGCAUUGUGGUCUCGGUAGGACCUCUGGACCCGUCUGAACCUCUCAUGGUCGCUCCCUCGCUACCGGAACAAGGACAUGGACGAUACGAUGUCGACAACAGCCAGCCCCCAUCGGGAGCUGGAAGCGAAUAUAGUGGUGCCCAGAGUCCUAUGACCAGUCUUGCCAAACCCUCUGGAAAGCCCUCCAGCCUUUACCUUAGGCACUUCAAAGGCCGGGAGCCUCCUAGCAAGGGGCAUGUCAGGACCUUGCUUUCUCUUCCUCAACUACCAGAUUUCGACUGGAACCACAUGCGGAUCAGGACCAACCCCUUCUCUGAUACCAACCCGCGAGACAUCACUGCCUUAAUCCUGCAAGUGACAGAAGAGCCUGCCCCCAAGUCGUGUGGCCGAGGCGCAAGUGGCAACGGCCUAUUUCAGUCAUGCGUCAUGAUUUCACCUCGAGCUCCUGAUGAUAUUACGUAUUGCACUCUGAAGGACCGGGGAAGGGAGAGGGCAGGCAGGAUACUUCGCAGCGGGCAAGGGGCCCAACAGGACUACCAGGAUCCAGGAUGGGACGAUGCAGACAUCAGCACGUCGAAUGUGUCUGAGCAAGCUAUCGGUUCGCUAACUGCAAACACCACCCAGACUUCCCCGACCGUUUCAUCUUCUGACGGCUUCGAGUUUGCUUCACCGGGAAGAAGGUACACGGAAUGGGAUGAUGACAACGGAGACCCUAGAUCGCUAUGCGGAGUCAUGAUUCCUGCUGGAUAUACUGAGCGUUCGGGACCGAGACCGUUCCCGUGUCCAAUCAGAAGCUGCGAGACAAAGUGUAUAAAGGUGAAGGAUCUGGGUUUUCAUUUCUCGCGCUCCCAUUAUGCAAGUUAUCUUAAAGACAACGGAGAUGGGAGCUUUGAUCUCGUUGGUGUAUAUGCCCCCAAGCGAGGCAACAUUGGCCCAAGCGGCAAGAUCCUUCACCCGCGCCCCUCGAUUGUUGUCGCCAAAACGCGACCCGAUGGGUCGGUUGAGUGGGCGGCGAACUGGUGGGUCUUGCGGCAUCAUAUGUUGCCUGCUACUGCUGCUGCCGAUGUGCCCGUGGGCGAUGAAGCACUGGCUAAUCGGAGUUGGCCGCCAAAAAGCAUCUGGGAUCAUAUGGAGGCGGAAGAGAAAACUAGUCAGGGGGCGGUGACAGAAGAGAACGCCAGUCGGAUGGCGGCGGAGCAGCAGAGGGCAGCGGAACAGCAGAGCCCGGCGGAACCAAUGGCCAAUGUGAUGGCAGGAAGGUCACUUAGAAGAAUACCGGGAACCAACCGGGUUCAUAUGAAUGUUUGGCUCCCGAGGGUUAAGACGCCCGGGGUUAUGAGGAAGGAACGACAACAACAACAAUAUCGUAUGCACACACUGAGAUGGCCAGAUGUGCAUCAAAGGCCCGUGCCACCGCGUCCAAAGUCUCCACAAGCUGCGCAGGCUACAGCCCAGGCUCAGCAGGUUGUUCCACAGGCCCCUCAAGUCUCGCAAGCUGAACAGCCAGCGGAUAUUGCACGCAACGCUGCCGUGGAGGGGGUUGAGGAAGAACAUGAGGGUGUUUCCACUCGGUACAAGCUGAGGACGCGGACUUCUGAGUCGGGACAUUUCUACCCACAGGCGCCGCCUCCAGCUCCAGCAGAACCUGACGAGUCUAUCGCAGAAGAACCAGCCCCACCACCACCCAUCGUAAAACACCAGCGGCGGCAACCCAAAAGCCGCAUUUUGGAAGGUAUACCAUCAUCCAACGGUGUCCAAACCACGGGCUUCGUCAUCGCGGAGCAAGUUUUGGAAAUGGAAGACUGGGAGGUUGCGCCGGGGCGGAUCAGGGAGAUGGACCCCAAAUCCGAGAGCAUUGCCUUUUCCAAGUCUUUUCUUUCGAGCACGCAUGCUGUGGAGGUGUGCGAGGAUGUGGCUUUCCGGGUGGAUGUUAUCAGGAGCGGUCAGACGUUCAAGAUCGAGGGGGAGGAGAACCAGAUCAGGCUGGUGUCGCUUGCUUCGGGAAAGUUGAGGGUCAAGAUUGGGGAGGAGCCUGAGUUUGUGAUGGGGCCGCAUGGGAUGUUCAAGGUCAAGGCUGGGGCGGGGUGUACGGUGAGGAACAGGAUGUAUGUGGAGGCUAUUAUUCAUACGACGGUUUUGAAUGGGUUUUCUUGAAGGGUUUUGGGGCUAGUGGUUGUGGGGAACAUAUUCUUGCAUGUGAGUUUUUGGUUCCAGUAGAUAAUCAUGGAGCGUGAGAUAUAUGGCUGUGGUUUUGUCGAGGUGCAUGUUGAAGCGUUUGCCUGGUGGAGUUUGUAUGCAUUGCAUGACUGAAUUAAAUAGCUAUAGACAUGAUGAUGAGCAUUGGUUUGGUUUCUGGCAGGGAACAAUAUAAGGAAACAAAGACUCCACACGUUGUGUUUCU
Messenger RNA from Podospora pseudocomata, 3412 nucleotides. RefSeq lists its product as uncharacterized. Bases 34 to 3165 code for a protein of 1043 amino acids. The record is from RefSeq and is a predicted model, not a curated record. The transcript has 7 exons. NCBI's taxonomy places the organism in Eukaryota, Fungi, Ascomycota, Sordariomycetes, Sordariales, Podosporaceae.